Messenger RNA from Naegleria gruberi, 396 nucleotides. RefSeq lists its product as uncharacterized. Gene Ontology annotation, molecular function: protein binding. The transcript has a single exon. NCBI's taxonomy places the organism in Eukaryota, Heterolobosea, Eutetramitea, Acrasida, Naegleriidae. The record is from RefSeq and is a predicted model, not a curated record. Bases 1 to 396 code for a protein of 131 amino acids.
AUGAAAAGAAAGAGAGAAACUCCAAAAACUCCAACCAAACAAGAUCAACGUAAUGUUAAGAAAACAGUGCACCGUCCCGAUCAUUUAAAUGCUUUGGAAUAUCUUAAAGGUGCUCAACAAGGAUGUAUAAAGUCGCAAUUUAAUAUUGGAUUUUUAUAUCAAAAUGGAAAAGGAGAUAAACAAGAUUAUUCCAAAGCAAUGGAAUGGUAUUUAAAAGCUGCUGAAAAUGGUCAUUCAGCAUCACAAUUUCAAAUUGGAUGGUUAUACAAGCAUGGAAAAGGAGUUAAACAGGAUUAUUCCAAAGCAAUGGAAUGGUAUUUAAAAGCUGCUGGAAAUGGUCAUUCAGCAUCAUAUCACAACAUUGGAUGUUUAUAUCAAGCAUGGAAAAGGAGUUAA